UGCCCGCCCAUGUUGAACUUCUUGUCCACCAGCACCCUGAAGUCCUUCUCCCCACGGCUGCUGUCCAUCCAUUGUCCUCCCAGCUUGUGUCCAUGUCACUGACAGAUGUUAAACAGCACCAGCCCAAUAUCAGCCCCUGGUCUCCACCUGGACAUGGAGUCAUUGGCCAGUUUGAGUGCAACCAUCCAUCUAAUUCUUUAUCCACAGAAUGGUCCAUCUGUGAAGUCUGUGUCUCUCCUGAUUAGAGACAAGGAUGUUGUGCAGGACAGUGUCAAAUGCCUUGCACGAGCCCAGGUAGAUGAUAGCAGUUGCUUUUUCCUCACCACUUUACACCACUGAUGUAACUCCCUUGUAGGAGGCCACCAGAUUUGUCAGGCAUGAUUUGCCAUGGUGAAAUCAUGUUGACUGCCCCAAAUUCUCCCCUUAUUUCCCAUGUGCCAUAAGAUAGUUUCCAGGGGGAUCUGCUCCAUGAUCUUGGCAGGUACCGAGGCAAGAAUUACUGACCUGUAUUUCCCUGGGUCUUCCAUAUUUCUGUCCAAAUCAGUGGUGAAAUGUGUCACAGCAGUAAAUUCUUACCACUGUAUGGUAAGUGUAGUAUAAGUAUUUAUUUUAGGACAUAUAAAUAGUAUCAUGUUUUCCAAAAAGUGCUCUUUCACUAGAUGGUAAAAGUAUUGUGAGUGAGCAAAUACUGUGUGUAAAUUCUGUGUGUAAAUUUGAGUCCUCAGCGUUCAGUGGGGUACUGAAGGUGCCAAUUCUUUAUUGCCGUGAUCUGUUCCCUUUCCUAAGACUAGGGAAAUGCAUAUAACUGCAGAACUUGAGAGUUCCUCUUUCAGAGAGAACAGUAUGUUUGGAUGGGAUUCACCUUAUCUACAUGAUAUGUCAACAGUGAUGAUGACUGUAACAGAUAUUGAGGCUGUCUUUUUCAUUAGAGGUACUCCUAGGACAUGAUUAAUUUUAGUAUGAAUGCCAAAAUCAAUUGUAAGAAUCACUUUCUAGAAAUUACUCUUUGUAGUGACUCAAAAUUACAUUAAUUUACUAUUUAACAAAUGGGAUUUGAUGUGCAAUUUUGAAUUUCAGAAUUGCAGUUUAUCUUCAGAAUCUGUUUUAGGCUCUUAUGUGACUUUCUGGAGUUCAACAAUACUUACUUGCACAUUAUUUCCAUUGCAAAAUUUCACCUUUUGUGGACCUUAAACAAACAUGGUGGCCUACUUUCUAUCAUAUUUAAAAAUUCAUUAAAUAUUCCAGUACAAAUCUACCCUUAGUUUUGAACAGAGAUAUUUCAAGUUAAUUAACAUUUAGCUUUUAUGUCCCUUUUUUUCUUGUUAGAUAUAUAUUAGAAGGACAUUCAGGCAUAUUUAUAAUAUAACAAAAAAGAAAAAAUACAGACAUCCAGAAGUUACUUUAAAGUAUCAUAUGAAUAUUUAUUUUAAUUGGAUAUCUGCUUCAUCUUCAUUUUGAAGAGUAUGUUUAUCCAUUUUACUGAAGUAUCAAUAAUUACAAAAGUUUAUUUCAGUGCAUGCAUUCUCUCAUUUAUGCUAAUGCAGGUUAUAUUACAAAGAGAAUAUGAAACAAAGCAAGGAUCACCUUCAAGGCUUGAUGCCUUUAUUUAGUCACUGGAAAAGGACAGAGACUGCCAUAAAUGUGAGACUGAGAAUUUGUUGAAGGUAUUAAGAAAAACAUUCUCAAGUCCUAGGUAAAUCUCUACUUGUGGCAAUAAAAAAAAAUCAUCCAUCCAGGCACAGGAGGAGAUUUCCCAGCUUUGUCAGGAAGCUAUAAAAUUCCCCAGGCCUCCUAAAAGCAUCACUCCUGUGAUAGCUCAAGCUGUAUUAAGAGACAUGGAGAUAGGAAGGAAUACAGCACUGUCCGAUUGCCAAAGGAUGCCUACAGAACAGGAUGGCCUCAAGGAGCAGUUACAGAUUUCCCAAGAAGCUGCGUUUAAUGAAAAGGCUCAUUUGGAACAGAGAAUUGAAGAGCUUUAAAUGACUGCUCACAAUUUAGAUAGUGAACAGUUAGAACAGAUGUCUAAAGUGGCACUGAUGAAAGACACCAUUGAUUCUCUGGACACUGAAAUGAAAAGAUUGACAAGUACUGGAUUCUGAAACUGAGUGAGUUGACAGGAAGCUGAAUAUGCUUCUCUUAGAUCACUUAGUUAUAACUUGAAACAGGUACUAAAUAAAAAACAAGCAAAGUACCAAACUGAGCUUGAUGAUAUGAAGUUGAAAGCCCAGGAUUCAAACAGAGAUAUUUUCAGGCUGAAGAAUGUGCUGAAGUCUAAACUUUAUGUGUUAGGAGAGAGAACUGUGAACUCUUAUCACAAAGGCUGUGAACAAGGAGAAAGUUGGGAAGCAAAAUGCCAUGAAGCAGACAGGCUUUUCCUGUUAGACUGGCAGUGAUCAGUGCAGUCUGAGAGCCACAGUUGGAAAGGGAGAACAGAGUCCCUUGAAAUACAGAUGGAGCAAAUGCAGAGCAAGGGUGCAUCAAACCAUUCUGAAACAGAGCUGCUGGGAAAUAAAAAAGCAUCUAUAAAAAACCUGCAAUCUUCAGUUGUGUCCAAUUGUGAGAAGGAAUUUCAGCCACAGAGAGCAAACCAAGAGGAAGUCUCUGAAAUUCAGUUUCACAAGGAACAGCUUGCUUUAGUAGAAAAUAAUUGUGCUGUGCAGAAUCAAGAUUUUACUCACCUCAGAAACAGAGCAGCAGAGUCAGAACUGGAUAUCACCAAAACACAGCUGGGGACUGAGCACUUUGAUAGGCAAGUAUAUGUUUUUGUAUUGUGCUUCCUGCAGCUAAUUGGGGUGAAAUGCAGUAUAGUACUAAGACUUAGGCUAAUUACUCAGAUAAACAACAACGUUUGGGUCUACACUGCUGUACAUCUCCUAUGUGUUUGGAGACUAUUCAUGUCACUAAAUUUAGGCUGUUCAGCUGUUACACAUGCUGUCUAAAUUAGUUAUGUAGGUUGCAUGUGUAGCCAACAGAAUGAGACAGUUGAGAUUAACUACCCUCUGGAAUAGCCUGGUUUAGGAUCAGGUGGGUCACUUUCCUGAAGAUACUCAUCUCUCUUCACUCAUUUAUACUGAUGCCUGUCUUGAUCUAUAGUGAAAAUCCAGGUGACUAGUUGUUUAUACUGCUGCUUUAUAGCCUACUAGUUCUUUGCACCUCUGGAAUGAUUUUUGCCUGUACCCACCCCCAUUUUCCCAGGUACUACUUGAGGUGCUAUGGGUGAUUCCCAAAUGGCAGGAUGACAAAUAGAUAUAUUUUUAAUUUUGCAAGAAGAGAGUUUAACAACAUGUAGGACCUAUUUCACAUGAUUUGGCCAUAGCACCAGAGAAUGGUCUCUGUCCUGCUUCAUUAAUUAAUUUAUCUGUGUAGUCUUGGUGUCUUACAAAGAUAAGAUAGUUUUCUUAUCUUUGAAAAAACAAUACUUCUCUAUUUCAUGGGUGUAUUGAGGAUAAAAUAUUACAGUUUUGGGUAUUAUUUUGGAUAUGUAAAAGAGCGAGAUAAAAGAAGCAGAGUGAUAUGAUUAUAGCACAGGUCUGAGAAUGAGGUGUCUCAUUUAAGUAGUAAAUUGUUGAUAUUCUGUUCUCUAAUGAGUAAGGAUUAGGGGUCUGAAGAGGACAUCUCUGGGAAGAUCAUCUUCUUCAUGGAAAGCAAUUAAGCAGCUUCUCAGAGCCAAAGUAUUUUUCUGCCACUGGCAAGUGAAAAACAGAAAAUUGGCCAUAUAAGAAAAAUACUAUCAUUAAUAUUAUCAUGUUAGUACAUAAUGGAAGCAACAGCUGUGAGUAGUGACAGGUUUGUUGUUAGUUCGAAGAAGUGGGUAUAUGCUAUCUUUUUUGUAACACUGGUUGAACUAGUCAUAUUUAUUUACUGUCUUGGUGCACAAUGAAAUAAUGCCUGAAAUUAGGAGGUGGAAGUGCCAACAUUGUCAGACCUUGAAUAGGCACCAAAACAGUGACACCCAUCAGACUGGCUUUUUCUUUACCAGCCAGGAAAAGCACCUCCCCAUCCCUCCCAUCUCUCUGACUGUAGAAGCAGUUUAGGCUCCCGUGGAAACAACACUUUUUAGUUAUUGUCCUCCCCUGGCUGUGGUGACCAAGCACAGGGACUGUUGGGCUUGCUGCACUGCUGUUGCUAGAGCAAGUCCUUUUAUUGUCCCUAGAUGCAGCUCCCUGAGCCAGUGCUGAAUGUGAUCACUCCCCAGCAGGCCUUAGUGACCUGCUUCAGUGGUCCCCUCCACAGGUGGGUCUGUGGCAAUGGCUGAGCCACACUGAAACCCAGGGCUUGUUGUAGCCACCCUACCUUAUAGCUUCCCAAUCCAACACAGGCUAGAUUCUCCUUAACGAGAACAACUGACAGACUGAAACCAGGAUCCCAGAGAAGUAUGUACCUUCAAAACUUUCAAGAGGAUUAUCCAAUCCCACAUACUUCCUUCCCAUAGAGCCAGAUGCAGGAGUUAUGGAUUGAUCUAAUAUCCAGGCCCCAUCUCUUAUACUCAAAAUGGCUGGACUUCCAUUUUGCAAUUUUCCCUUUGGGGAUUCCAGCAUCUCUUAAAUAUCCAUCAGUUUCAGGGCACUUCAGUAGACUCUAGUCCACUGGCCUUGCCAACUCAAACAGCACAGGAAUACCACAAGCAGCACUCUACUUACUUUUGAAUAACCUUAAAAUUAGGCUCUUCCUCCCUGGAGAUGUUUACAGUUUUUAGUUUUAAUCCUGUAGUUACCAUGGAUAUCUUUUCAGGGAAAAUUGAGACAAUGGAUACAUAGAAAUAAAUCUCAGUAAGGGAAUAAUACAAAGAGACUCACUGAUGUGUCUUUCAGAGAAGUGUAUGAUGAAAACUACAUUUCCUUUUAAAAUAAAAUUUAGAAGCUGACAGCAUGCAUAAAAAAAUAUUUCCAGUGGAGGGGAAAGAAGUCUCAGUUCAUGACUUGCAUUUGAAAUGAUUAUGUGCUUCCAAGUUUAAUUUGUUGACUGAGAUUAUUUCCUUUGGCACUUGACUAAUCUUUGCUAUCAAAGGCUUCUCUAAGUAUUAAAAAUGGCUCCCAAUAAUAUGAGGCAAGUUUCCUCGGGUCAGCAAGCUGGUUCUGGUGCCCUUAGGAAGAAAACACAGCUGUGCAUGACAAUUAUGUUUUAGCUACUGCCAAUCCUUGAUAGAAAGUACAGGGGGUCUUCAUUCCUCUGAUAGAAUUGUGUCUACUCCUCCUUCAUCUGAGUACAGUGUAGCUCUUAAAUAUGUUGAAAGAAACAUUGUGUCACUUGGAACAGUUUCAUUUACUUUUAAUUACCAUAACACUUUCUUCUAUUUUUGAUACUUACAAAGAGAAGAGGAAACAAUCCAUGUAGUCACCACGCUGAUACUAACAAUUAUGGUGCUUUUUCUAUUUGCAUUACUCCCUUUCCAGGGUGAUAAAAUUCCAUUCUAAGAAGUAAACUUCUGGCUAAAUAACAAAUGAAGACUAAUCUUGCAGCUAGAUUAGGAAUUCAAUUUCUAUCUUACUUGAUGUUCCUUUUUUUUUUUCUGGUUUUGUGGAGGAUUUUUGCUUGGUGUUCUGUUAUGAUUUGAUUUGGGCUUUUUUAUCCUGGUUGGCCUUACGUGACUUUUGCACAUGACUAGGGUACAAUGAGUUUAAAAAUUAAGUAAGUGAGCCAGGUUUAAAAUUUUCAGACUGUUUUGAGCUAAGUUUUUCUUAAUUAAAUCUAUGUAGCUUUUGCAUGGCAAUGAGCUCAAUUUUUGUGUUUGGUUAUUUUCCAUUUUUGAGAAUUCAAGAUAUAUAAUUCAUAUGUAAUAACUAACAUAAUUAAUAACUUUUUUUCCUCAUCCAAGUCCUUGUUAUACUUUUAUUUUUUGCUACAUGGGAAGACCUAAAGUUGUUUCAGACUUACAGAAUCCUGGAAUUCUAGAAUGAUUUGGGUUGGAAGGGACAUUAAAGACCAUCUAGUUCUAACCUUCCACUAGACCAGGUUGCUCAAUUCCCUUGAAAACUCCUUAGUUACUUGUUUAUGCUAAAUGGUUGGGGAUUGUUUUCAUUUUAAAAAAUGCAAUAAUAACAACCAUUAGCAGGCUGUGCUACAUUUUAAAAGCUUAAAUUGAAAGAAUUUAUCAGUUUUGUGUAGUGUAGUGAUAUAGGUAUGAAUGAAAUAGUCUGUUAGAAAAGGCUGUCCUAAAAUAGAGCAGAGAUCUGAACCUGGAAAUGUCUGCUUUGUAUAAGUAAUCUAUAUUUGAUGUGCAUAUUUGCUUUAAUGUCAACAGUACUAAAGUUCUUGAUAAAUUUUAUGUCAAUAAUUUAGAGUGUCAAUCAAGAAUGAGAUGAAAUAGUAGAAAUGUACGAAAUAUCUGUGAAUGAUUUCCCUCUCAGCUAACUCUAGAAAGAUUUAGAAAAUUCAUUGAGACCAUAACAAAAUAAAAACAAAUGUAGAAUAUUGCCUGAGAAUAAAAGCAAGAAUAUUAAUGCAAAUAUUUGGGUGUAAUAAUCAUCAGAAUCACACGAUUAAGACUUUUAAAAUAGAUAUUUGGGGAAUUGAUGAAAUAGGAUCUCAGUGUUAUUUCCUGUUAGGUAGUGUACUACUAUUCCAGGAGAGUCAUCCUGGAGAGGACGUCUCAUUUUUCAGCCACUUUAAGAGAAGUCACCACGGAUUGAAAAGGGUAUUGUAGAAACAACUGCUAGAAACUGGAGAGGCUUCUUCCACAGCUAAUGUGUGACUCUGCAGUAUACAUGAAGUAUAAUGAGACAGUAGUGUUGGAAUCACAAUUAAUGCCCUUCCUUCUCUCCAGCUGCUAUUUCAGCAGACAGUCCGUGAUGGGAGAUGAGGCAGUCACCUUUUCAUUCUAUGGAUCAUGUGAUAUCAGGAGUAAAUUGGACAGUAACUUUUUCUUAUUAUUCCAUCUUUAUCUAGAUAUUUAUUGUACCAGAGUCCUUGCUCCAGUGAAGUGAAAAGGAUGUGUCCUGCAGUUUGUGUUGCAGACCUGGUGGGAAAGACCUUUUCUGUCUGAUUUUCUUAGGUGAUAGGAGUCCAAAUAUUGCCUUACACAUCAAAUGUGUUAUGACAUUUUUAUACAAUAAAAUCUAAUCUGUCGAAUUGUCUGGAUUGACUGUUAAAGAGUUUAGGAAGUUUCCUCAAAGUGCUUUCAGAAUCCACACCUAGAUUAAUCCUUAUUGCUAUCUUCAUUAAAAAAAAAAAACUUAGUAGGUCUCUGGUUUAUUUUUGCAAGCAAAGGCAUGUCGCUCACAAUAAUGGAUUAAGCAUAAACUUGCAAAUAUAUUCUUUUAUUCGAGUUUUUUUUUGUGAUAAACUGACUGCUCAACAUUAACAUACAUAUCUGAGUAAUAAUUAAAGACAGCAUAACCCAUAUGAAUGCUCCUAAUACUGAAAUAAAGCAACCAUGUUGCUUUUUAGGAACAGGUGGCUUUAAAAAGCCUCUAAAAAUAGUUUCAUGAAUAAUAUUUUUAAAAAAUUAAAGUAUAGAUAUAUAUGUUCAACAUAAAUUUUAGGAUUAUCUUCCACAAGAAUAACAAUAGUUUUCAGUACAGGUGAGCUGAAUUUGGAGGUUCUGGUUCUUCAUUCCUUAUUUGGCAGACAGCCACAGAAGUCAGAUCAGCAAUCACCGGUGUUAAUGGGACUGCUUGCAAAUAAUAAAUAAAGACCGUAGGAGCAGACAUAAUGAUAUGAACCAUUAUGCAGUUAUUAAAAGGCAUAUUGUACACUUUUCCCAGAUGAGAGAAGAUGAUAAUUUCAUUAUGCUGGAAGAUGAGAAAGAGAUUUGUUGUUUUGCAAUCAUACUGUCGUAUUGAUUUUUUUUUUCCUAGAAGAUGAUCACAAACCAGAUUGAGAUAUGUGAUCUUGAUCUAUAAAACUAAUACCCUAUCAUCUAGAAGGUGAGAAGCAGAUAUUAGAUAAACUUACUACAGAUAAAAGGAGUUAUUUUUGGGAGUGGAUAUGCUGUGCAGAGGCCCAUGUCCUAAGAUGUAAUUCUUUAGUUGCGAUGAUGAUGCUUUUCCAUGUAACAUAAUGAAGAAGUCAGUAAAGAGGGGCUAGGUGCUCACCUAAAAAGUAAAAGCAGAAGAUUCUUAAGCAUUUUGGACUUAAAAACUCUUCUCUUAUGGAGAGAGGAAUAAAGGAAUA
Molecule: messenger RNA, 8112 nt
Organism: Passer domesticus (house sparrow)
Lineage: Eukaryota; Metazoa; Chordata; Aves; Passeriformes; Passeridae
Gene: TSGA10
Product: testis specific 10
Source: RefSeq, a predicted model, not a curated record